AUGACAACCGUUGGUGUGAGUGCUUCGGCCUCAGGCCCGGGCCCGGGCCCAGUCAACUUUGAUGACAGUUCAAGCGUCGCCAGUGACUUGAGCACACUCGACUUUCAGGGCGACUUUCACACUGAUCUAAUAGACAUUAUUCUAGACAUAAAGCCUCCUGGAAAGUUUGCUUUUGGAGCAGGAAUAAAAACCCCCUCUGACUUCAGUAUCUCGGUGAAUGAAGUUGGCAAAGUUGCCCUGCCGCUUGGUGAAUCGCAGGCCCGCCAAAUCACCACCAAAGCACGCCAGGCCCCCUUUGGCAAAGGGACCGACACUUUUGUCGAUACGUCUGUUCGAAAUACCUGGGAACUCGAUCCUUCACAGUUCACGAUAGGGUCAGUAGAAUGGCCUGCGUAUCUUCAAAGUAUAUGCCGGACGGCUGCUCAACAGAUGGGUAUUGGCACACCUAUUCGUGCCGAGAUUUACAAGAUGCUGCUUUACGAGGAGGGUGCCAUGUUUAAACCACAUACCGAAUCCCUGGCAUGUUUGGUACUCGUCAUCAGCCUACCAUCCAAGCACAGUGGUGGUGACGUCGUUUUGAAGCAUUGCGGCGAGAAAAUGGUUUACAAGUCAUCUGCCUAUUCUAUUUCCUGUGCUGCUUGGUACUCAGAUGUAACCCAUGAAGUCCUUCCGAUUACUUCGGGUUACCGCUGGGUCCUAACUUAUAAUCUUGCCGUCAACCAAUCGCAACCAGCACCAUCUGCUGCUCUUAGACGGUCCGCAUCACAGCCGCUCCGACAUUGCAUCAGAAGAUGGCUUGCCCAAGACCAAGACUCUCGUCAAAGCCCAUACGUGUACCACAUACUUGAACACGAGUACACCGAAGCCAACAUAUCCUACAAAACACUAAAAGGACCAGACAUGACCCGUGUCGCGGCCAUUCGACAAGCUUGCAAUGGGCUUCCAGUUGCAAUAUUCCUUGCACUGGUAGAAAAGAUGGAGAGUGGCAGUGUCGCCUUCGAUCCUUACGAUUUACAAUAUGGCGACGAUUCCGAUACCUCAUACCACCAUAUCGAUGACGUCCUUGAAUCAGAACUCAGUGUUAAGAUCACCAAAGACUUGGAUGGCAAUGUCGUUUCGGGUAAGAUGUACAUUGAAGAGGAUCACCUUCUUGAGCCCGACGCCUUUGAUAAUAUAACUGCCGCCAAGGAAGACUACGAAGGGCACACGGGCAAUGCUGGCGUUCAAGCAACCCAUUGGUAUCAUAUUGGUGGUGUCAUAAUCGUUCCUUACGACUCAAUCGGCGAUUUCCUCUGCCAGUCUCAGAGUCGUUCUGGCGGCCCAAUAGAGAAAAUACCGCAGACACAGAUCAACUGGCUCGCACAGCUCUGUUCGAAGCCAGAUGUUCAGGACUAUUUGCUUGCUACGAUGGUAGAUCUCGUUGAGUAUGCAGUACCUCAUCUAGAAAGCAGAGGAUCCCGGUCGACGGACACAUCCAUGGUGUCGAAUAUUCUCAAAGCCGCCUUGCUACACAAGAAGCACAUGCUAUUUCAGACUGUUCUCGCGAAGCUCAGCAGUAUUGUGUCAUCCGAGUGGUAUGGUUGGCUGAGGGAAUGGCUCAUUAGGGAUGAUGGUGAAGCGAAGACUUUGGAGCGGUUCAACACGGUCAAGAACGGGUUAUCGCUUGCCAUGUCAUCGCAUGAUGGGCUAAGCCACAAAUUUGAGGCUAUCAGUAACCUCACCCCUCUUCCCAAAGACUUGUCUCCUAAUGCUCUCCCUACCCCUGAGCCUAUCAUAGACUGGGCUCGACAGAUGAUCCACAAGUUUCUCGACGGUAAUGGUCCCAGGGAUGCUACCAUCAAGGAUGGUUCAUCCGUCGUCAACAUGGCAAUGUACUUUGAGGACCCCAUUCUCUUCCUAACAGAAUCGUAUGUUCCUCUAUUCCCCUAUUGUCUUACCGCAGCUCUCGUUCAUCAAACUAAAUUGGAAUCAAGGCUGGUGCCCGUUUUCAAAAAGCAAAUAUCGGCGCCGUCGUUCCGCUUCAAGGUUCUAUCUCAUUUGGUGGUUGUCACUAUUGAAGAAAAACUUCCUUCAAAUGAGUCUAUGAACCUUUAUCGGACUAUGGCCCGUUCUCUCAUUGAAUCGCAGGAUUUUACGCUACUACGCGAUGCCAGAGUCUUGAGUGCACAGGAAAAGAAGAGGACGCGUGAACCAUGGCGGAUGGGCGGAGUGGGCAUAGACUUGUGUCGAGUUCGGCGUGAACUGGAGACCGCAAUCACGCACGAGACUCUGGCCAAAUUCUUUGUGUCUCUCCUCAAAGUCAGCACGGAAAUUUAUAACCUUACAGAUGAGUUCAUGGCCAAGCUAAUCAAGCAAGCCGACAAACUCCCAGUGGUCGAACUCUCUACUAUGUGGAUACCUUUCUUGCAAUGCAGCAUUGAACAAAUGGGGCUGGGGAGCAUGCUGCUUACUACACCAUUGUAUCAAAAGUUCUUUUCUGCCCUCGUUCUGGCUACACUCGAGCGCUAUCUUGGGCCUGAGCCCCCAAGACCCGCAAACUGGUCUAUGGCAGGCUCGAAGUGCUCAUGUGCUGAUUGCGAACGCUUGAGCGCCUUCCUUGCCCACCCAACCCAGAUGUCUGCAAGGUUCCCGAUGAACAAGAGCCGUCGCUACCACCUCCACAGGAAUAUUGAAGCCGCCGGUAUUGGUUGCGCCCAUGUGACGGACCGCAGUACAAACCCAAACACAAUGGUGGUAACAAAGACAACCCGACCUGAAGAUGUUAUAUUACAACAAUGGCAGGAACGGCGAGACCAAUGCGCCGCAAAGUUUGGGAAGUUUAAAGUAGAGCAUCUUAUGACACUACUUGGUCCGAACUAUGCCAAGAUUGAACGACUUGGUCCAGGACCGGCUCAAACGCCUACUUCGCAGUCUCCAGUGGUUGGAGAGAAGCGUACAGCUGCUACCGCUCUUGAAAUUAUUGAUUUGACGGAGGAUUAA
Fusarium pseudograminearum CS3096 is the source of this 2979-nucleotide messenger RNA. RefSeq lists its product as uncharacterized. Lineage: Eukaryota; Fungi; Ascomycota; Sordariomycetes; Hypocreales; Nectriaceae. The coding region runs from base 1 to 2979 and encodes 992 amino acids. The transcript is spliced from 5 exons. The record is from RefSeq and is a predicted model, not a curated record.